Molecule: messenger RNA, 1392 nt
Organism: Phragmites australis (common reed)
Lineage: Eukaryota; Viridiplantae; Streptophyta; Magnoliopsida; Poales; Poaceae
Product: probable serine acetyltransferase 4
Exons: 1
Coding region: 216-1175 (319 amino acids)
Cellular component (GO): cytoplasm; cytosol
Molecular function (GO): L-serine O-acetyltransferase activity
Source: RefSeq, a predicted model, not a curated record
UACGAAAUAAAGUUGGAUUCAAAAAACAAAUGUGAGCAAGCCUUCGUCUCACUGAUCACGUACCUGUUGCCAAGCACGCUUCUUCUUUGAAGCUUCCCCUCCCUCCCUCGCCGGUAGACACUUAUAUAUAGGAGUGCAAACAUUUGACGCCUUGAGUAACCGUAGCCUCCUCGCAUCAACAGCAAGAUCUCCUCCUCUGCCCGCGCGCCGCACACAUGGCUGCCUGCGUCGACAAGUGGCAUCCGAUGCACCCCGGCCGCCUCUCGAGCGCCAUCUACCGUUUCUUGCCGGACUGCACCACGGACCGCCUGGUGGCCGCCGCAUCGGCAGGCGCGGCCGCGAGUGGGAGCGGCGGCAACUGCUGCGUCAGCGGCGACGACGUCUGGGACGAGCUGCGCGCGGAGGCUCAGGCCGACGCGGACGCCGAGCCAGUCCUCCGCAAGUUCUACGCCGACCUCGUCCUGUCACGGCCGUCGCUGGAGGCCGCCCUCGCCGAGCACCUGGCCGCCAAGCUCUGCGUCACCGGCGCGCUGCCGCAGGACGCGCUCCGGGACCUCCUCGCCGGCGCGCUCGCGGCGCACCCGGAGGCCGGCUGCGCUGCGCGCGCCGACCUCCUCGCGGCGCGCGACCGCGACCCUGCCUGCAACAGUAUGGUGCACUGCUUCCUCUACUACAAGGGGUUCCUCGCCCUGCAGGCCCACCGCGCGGCGCACGGGCUCUGGUCCGACGGUCGCGCGGCGGCGGCGCUCCUCCUCCAGAGCCGCGCGUCCGAGGUGUUCGGCGUGGACAUCCAUCCCGGUGCGUGCAUUGGCUGCGGCAUCCUGUUCGACCACGCCACGGGCAUCGUCAUCGGCGAGACGGCCGUCAUUGGCAACGACGUGUCCAUACUGCACGGCGUGACGCUUGGUGGCACCGGGAAGGAUUCAGGCGACCGGCACCCGAAGGUCGGGGACGGGGUGCUGAUCGGCGCCGGUGCCAGCGUUCUCGGCAAUGUGCACAUUGGAACCGGGGCGAAGAUCGGAGCGGGGGCCGUCGUGCUCCGAGACGUGCCGGAGGGAACCACGGCCGUUGGAAAUCCCGCGAAGGAGAUCGGGAAGAAGGCGGCGCCGCAGCGGCGGCCGGAUGAGCAGCCCGGGGUGACCAUGGAGCAGAGAUGGUUGGAUUACGUGAAUUGAAGGCUCUAGAGGGGUCUGAGUGCAAAUAUUUAGUGCAGGAGAGUUUCCCUCCAAAAUAUAUUUGUGGUUGAUGACCACUAUUACUCUGCUAUAUAGAGCUCCAUUGCAUAAGAGGGAGCUCAAUUAGACAUUGAACCCUAGUGCAAGUCCAUACUAUUUUUUAUGUUCCUUUUUUCUGUUGUUUCUGGAUGGAAUAACGAAAUAUGCAUCUGAUCAA